CUACUUCCCACCACCUUCCACCCGGAAAAGUCUUUCGUUUCUUCUACGUCAUACAUACAAAUUAAAGAACUAAACUAAGUAUUCAAGAAGAAGAUACACACAAUAACUCCAAAGUCGUCUUCUUCUUCUUCUUCUGUCUCAGAGUCUUCUCUUGACUCUUUCUACACCCCAUGUAAUGCAACUAUCUGGUUUUUUCUCCUCUUUCCACCUCUUCAACUUAUAUCCGCAACCCCAGAAAAUUAAAAAAGCCAGUAGCAAGUAGUACUACUAAAUAAAUUAUUUCUGUACCUUUUCACCCUGCAAACAUGGCUGCUCUCUUUUUCCUAGUAGUUGUUUUACCUUUUUUCUUGAUAGUAUCGAAUGUUGUUGUAAUUGAGGCAACAUUUAUAGUAGAAAAAAACAGUAUAAGUGUUCUAUCACCUUAUUCAAUGCACUCAAAGCAUGAUGCUUCUAUUGGUAAUUUUGGUGUACCUGAUUAUGGAGGUUCUUUGGUUGGAACUGUUGUUUAUCCUAAGAAAGAUUCCAAUGGUUGCUCUUCCUUUGAUGGUGAUAAGCCCUUCAAAUCCCAGGCUCAUCGUCCUAAUUUUCUUCUUCUUGAUCGCGGAGACUGCUAUUUUGCUUUGAAGGUUUGGAAUGGGCAACAAGCUGGAGCUGCUGCAGUUCUAGUGGCUGAUAGCAUAGAUGAGCCUCUUAUAACUAUGGAUUCUCCUGAAGAAAGCACGGACGCUGAUGGAUACAUUGACAAGAUUGGAAUCCCCUCAGCUUUAAUUGGAAAAUCCUUUGGCGACACAUUAAAAGAAGCUCUGAAGAAGGGAGAGAAAGUUGUGAUCAAAAUGGAUUGGACAGAGUCCAUGCCGCACCCUGAUCAGCGUGUCGAGUACGAGCUGUGGACUAAUAGCAACGAUGAGUGUGGGGUUCGCUGUGACGAGCAAAUGAAUUUCAUUAAGAGCUUCAAGGGACAUGCGCAGAUACUUGAAAAGGGCGGUUACACUAUGUUCACGCCUCACUAUAUUACUUGGUACUGUCCUGAAGCAUUCAUUCUUAGUAGUCAGUGCAAAUCUCAGUGCAUAAAUCACGGGAGAUAUUGCGCUCCUGAUCCUGAGCAGGACUUUGGGGAGGGGUACCAAGGGAAGGACAUUGUCUUUGAGAACUUAAGGCAGCUCUGUGUGCAUAGAGUUGCAAAUGAGAGUAACCGUUCUUGGGUUUGGUGGGAUUAUGUGACGGAUUUCCAUAUCAGAUGUUCAAUGAAGCAAAAGAGAUACAGCAAAGAAUGUGCUGAGGAGGUCAUGAAAUCACUCGAUUUACCUGUUGAGAAGAUAAAGAAAUGCAUGGGUGAUCCAGAGGCUAAUGUAGAAAAUACAGUGCUAAAGACUGAGCAAGAUCUCCAGGUCGGCCGAGGACCUCGUGGUGAUGUGACAAUCUUACCAACAAUGGUCGUCAAUGAUGUUCAAUAUCGAGGAAAAUUGGAGAGGGCUGCUGUUUUGAAGGCCAUAUGUGCUGGAUUUAAGGAAACAACUGAACCUUCGAUAUGUUUAAGCGGAGAUCUUGAAACAAAUGAGUGCCUUGAAAGGAAUGGUGGCUGUUGGCGGGAUCCAAAAUCUAACGUAACUGCCUGCAAGGACACUUUUAGAGGAAGAGUUUGUGAGUGCCCUUCGGUGAACGGCGUUCAGUAUAAAGGAGAUGGAUACACAUCUUGUGAAGCCGUUGGACCUGGAAGGUGUACGGUAAACAAUGGAGGAUGCUGGUCAGAAACCAGAAAUGGGGAAACAUUCUCAGCAUGCUCAGAGGCAGAUCCAUCAGGCUGUAAGUGUCCAUUUGGUUUUCAAGGGGAUGGCCAUAAAUGUGAAGACAUAGAUGAAUGCAAAGCAGGAUUUGCUUGUCAGUGUGAUGGCUGUAGCUGUAAGAACACAUGGGGCGGAUACGAUUGCAAGUGUAAAGGAAAUCAACUGUACAUAAUGGAGCAUGAUACUUGUAUAGAAAGGCACUCAUCAAAGGUUGGACGGGUCCUUAUAUUCUCUAUCCUAGCCAUUGCAGUGGGUGCUGGAGUAGCUUGUUACAUUUUUUACAAAUAUAGACUUCGGUCAUACAUGGACUCGGAGAUUAUGGCUAUUAUGUCACAGUACAUGCCUCUUGAUAACAACCAUCAGAAUCAGGUUGUUGUCCAUCACGAAACUGAACCUCUGCGACAGAGCUCAGUAUGAAGAAUGUCGACUAGUGCAAACGUAUGAUUUUCAGUUCUUCUCUUGGGACCCUUUUUGAAAUCAUGGAUCUUGAAGAAGCAGGAGCACAAAGAGUCACAUUUAGAAAAAAACUACAACGAGAUGCUCGUUUGCCAACUGUUUGAGUCCAUAAAAUUGGUUUCCCUCUUUCUUUUUCUUUUAUGGGUAACGUGGUUUCCCUUUCUGUAUAUAGAGUUCUGAGAUGUAAAUGGAGGCUUCAUCUGUGCAAAAGGAUACAUAGAACGACAUACACUUGCAAAAAGGAACACAAGGCCUUUUACAUUGUCCAGAGUAUACUAUUUAUGUCUUGUACCUAGUAAUUGCUAUACCAUUUAGUAAUUCUGCCUA
Nicotiana tabacum (common tobacco) is the source of this 2567-nucleotide messenger RNA. RefSeq names its product vacuolar-sorting receptor 6. Lineage: Eukaryota; Viridiplantae; Streptophyta; Magnoliopsida; Solanales; Solanaceae. Gene Ontology annotation, molecular function: calcium ion binding. The record is from RefSeq and is a predicted model, not a curated record.